This is a messenger RNA of Sander lucioperca (pikeperch), 2386 nucleotides long. It is a transcript of the gene eef1a1a, whose product is annotated as eukaryotic translation elongation factor 1 alpha 1a. The transcript has 8 exons. NCBI's taxonomy places the organism in Eukaryota, Metazoa, Chordata, Actinopteri, Perciformes, Percidae. The coding region runs from base 285 to 1673 and encodes 462 amino acids. Gene Ontology annotation, molecular function: translation elongation factor activity; GTPase activity; GTP binding. The record is from RefSeq and is a predicted model, not a curated record. Gene Ontology annotation, biological process: translational elongation; translation.
GAGCUCACGGAAUAGAGCAUAUUCAGACGGGUCGUGUCCGACAAAUGGAUGCUUCGGUGGUAGCAGUGUCCUAUGAUAAACUCGUUUGCGGUAACUUCUCCUGGUCCCUCGUUGUGAUGAUGUACAACAGCGGGUGCGCGCAAUUACGCAACACCCCGCCUGCCCUGUGCGCUAUAACCGGAUCAACGUCUCUCCUCAGCUUCUCCUGUCCUGCACCCAAACUAACACCGGCCAGCUCUCAGCUGACAGACUCAGCCUCGUGACUUCAACCAGCUCCAGUUACCAUGGGAAAGGAGAAACUCCACAUCAACAUUGUUGUGAUCGGCCACGUGGAUUCUGGCAAGUCCACCACCACAGGCCACCUCAUCUACAAGUGUGGGGGCAUCGACAAGAGAACCAUUGAGAAGUUUGAAAAAGAAGCUGCCGAGAUGGGGAAGGGGUCGUUCAAGUACGCCUGGGUGCUGGACAAGCUGAAGGCAGAAAGGGAGCGCGGCAUUACCAUCGACAUCUCACUGUGGAAGUUUGAAACCAGCAAGUACUAUGUGACCAUCAUCGAUGCCCCGGGUCAUAGGGACUUCAUCAAGAACAUGAUCACUGGGACCUCCCAGGCAGACUGUGCUGUGCUGAUUGUGGCGGCUGGUGUAGGAGAGUUCGAAGCUGGUAUUUCCAAGAAUGGACAGACCCGUGAGCAUGCCCUCCUGGCCUACACUCUGGGAGUAAAGCAGCUCAUUGUGGGCAUCAACAAGAUGGACUCCACCGAGCCAAACUACAGCCAGAAGCGCUAUGAGGAAAUUGUGAAGGAAGUGAGCACCUACAUCAAGAAGAUUGGCUACAAUCCAGACACCGUUGCAUUUGUACCCAUUUCAGGCUGGAAUGGAGACAACAUGCUUGAGCCAAGCCCCAAUAUGACAUGGUUUAAGGGGUGGAAGAUCAAUAGGAAAGAAGGCAAUGCAUCAGGGACCACACUACUGGAGGCUCUGGAUGCCAUCCAGUCCCCCACCCGUCCAACAGACAAACCUCUACGUCUGCCCCUGCAGGAUGUCUACAAGAUAGGAGGUAUUGGAACAGUGCCUGUAGGCCGCGUGGAAACGGGCGUACUGAAGUCUGGCAUGGUGGUGACCUUUGCCCCCGUCAAUGUGACUACCGAGGUGAAGUCUGUGGAGAUGCACCAUGAGGCGCUGACUGAGGCCCUACCUGGCGACAACGUGGGCUUUAACGUCAAGAAUGUGUCGGUCAAGGACAUUCGCCGCGGCAAUGUGGCUGGCGAUAGCAAGAACGACCCACCGCAGGAAGCUGCCAACUUCACUGCUCAGGUGAUCAUCCUUAAUCACCCAGGCCAGAUCAGUGCUGGUUAUGCUCCUGUCCUGGACUGUCACACUGCUCACAUCGCCUGCAAGUUUGCAGAGCUUAAGGAGAAGAUUGAUCGCCGCUCUGGCAAGAAGCUGGAGGACAACCCUAAAACCCUCAAGUCUGGAGAUGCUGCCAUUGUGGAUAUGGUUCCUGGAAAGCCAAUGUGUGUUGAGAGCUUCUCUGAGUACCCUCCACUUGGUCGUUUUGCUGUGCGUGACAUGCGCCAGACUGUGGCCGUCGGCGUGAUUAAGGCCGUGGAAAAGAAGGUCUCUACCACUGGUAAAGUUACUAAGUCCGCCCAGAAGGCCCAGAAGAACAAAUGAAUGUUGUGCUACUCUGCCGACCCCAAGGUCUCCCAGGGCAGGACAUCGGUCAUCCAACUCAAUCCGACAAUUGGCUGCUUCAACCUAAUAAUCAAAGACUGGUUAAUCAUCACAAUGCAUCGCAAAAGCAUUCGAAGGAAAGAACAACAUUUAGAUCUUAAGUCCUUGAGGCAGCACUCCUGACUUCAUUUUAAAUGGUUAGAUUACCAUUACGUACUAUGUCAUAUCAAACAGAUAGUUUUAAAUGUGCACUGUUGAUUUGGUUCAAGGCAAUAUUUUUCUGUGAAAUUGAGACAUUGAACAAUUAGAGGUAUUGAAAUGUAUCACCGCUCUAGCUCUCUGGAGUGAAGGCACUGGUCUCUUUACAUGGUAUAUGUUGUGCUUAUGUCUUGCUUUUAGUGUUUGUUUGCAACUACAUGGUGCUCUGUAGGAGCCUAUAAAAGAUGAUAAAACUAUGUUCUUCUGAGUAGUAGAUUAGUAGUAGUUAGUGAUUUGUUGUGUUUAAGCUAUAAAAAGCACUUAAAAACAAAUGGUCCAAAUUUGUCCUUCCCGAGGGACUCUGAGUAGACCACCUGUUGAUUCUUAAAGCACUUUGAUUGGCAUUUUGCUAACUUUGCACUUCCACUGGAAAAGCUUAAAUUGGCAUAAGCUACUUUAACUUACUGUAAGAUGGCAUGAGCCUCUUUGUUACAUUAAACAUGUUUCAACCAAAA